Chiroxiphia lanceolata (lance-tailed manakin) is the source of this 699-nucleotide messenger RNA. RefSeq names its product basic proline-rich protein-like. Bases 1 to 684 code for a protein of 227 amino acids. The transcript has 3 exons. NCBI's taxonomy places the organism in Eukaryota, Metazoa, Chordata, Aves, Passeriformes, Pipridae. The record is from RefSeq and is a predicted model, not a curated record.
AUGACCCCCUGGGGGCGUGCCCGGCUGGGGGCGUUCCCGUCACAGACCGGAAGCCGCCUCGGUGGAGGGGGCUCGGUCCGCGCGCUUCCGGCGGAAGUGACGUCACAGCCCCCGCCGCCAUGGCGCCCGCCGCGCUGCUCGUCCGCUCCGCCCGCUCCCUCCUUCGCUCCGCGGCCCGGCCCGGCCCGGCCCCGCGCGGCAUCGUGUCGGGGCCGCCGCAGAGCCCGCUCGGGGCCGCGGAGAGCGUGGUGGGCUUCGUCGCCAUGUUCCUGUCCUGCCUCGGCCCCGCCGCCUGGGUGCUCGCGCACCUCAGCGACUACAAGAAGCGGGAGGAGUGAGACGGGAACCACCACCCCCUUCCUCCUCCCCCCGCCGCGCCGGGAACACCCGCUCCGGGACCCCCCAGGACCAAGACCCCCCCCCAGGACCAGGAGCCCUCCCAGCACCGGAACCCCACGAGACGGGGACCCUGGUUCUGGGACCACCAUCACCGAGACCACCCAAGUACCGGGACGCCACUACUGGGACCACCAGCACUGGAGCCCCCAGGACUGGGACCACCCCAGGACCGGGACCACCGAGCGGGCCCCGCGCGCCGAUGGGACCCUCCCUCAUGCCCCCCCCACGACCCCCAAUAAAGGCCCUGGAGCCGCUUCCUGUUCCCCGGUGUCUGUCCGCUUUUGAUGACGUCACACGCGG